GUAACAUUCUGCCACCGGAAGUCCACUCUCAGACGCCCGGCGACCGUGGCUCGAGUCCCGGGCCGACCUCGGAACCGCCGCGCUGCCGCGCCUCCUCGCCGGGGGCGGAGCAGGACGGGCCGCCGGGUGACGCCACCGCAGGCCCGCCGCCGGCUCCCUUCCACCGCGCUCGACGCUGCGCCUUCCGCCCAGAGGUAGCGCCCGGGGGCGAAGCGGGCAAGCCCCGCCGCUUCCCUCCCUGCAGGGGUCUCCUCUGGGGCCGCCCCCAGGCACCCCUCGCCCGCCCCGGAGGAGCCGGGCCGUCCCGCAGGUGCUUUGCCAGAGGGACUCAUCCUUGUCUCUGGUGGUUCUGCAGUUUUGCUUCUUUGGCAAUGCACCCGGCCUGCCAGAGAGGACUCAGCCUAUACAGGUCCCAGUUGUUAAAUGAAUUCCGUGUCACCUGCUUCAGUGCAAUACUUGAGCCACGAUGAGCUGCCCCACUCAGACGGACAGCAGUGCUUUCGUUCCAGGGCCGGCAGCCAUGGGGAAAGCUGCAUGAGGUCCAUCUCUGCAGGCGGUUCUGCCCAUGGCCAGCACGGCGAGCCUGAUAAAGUGGACAAAAUCAAAUGCAAAUUCCUUUCUGUCUGGAACAAAGUGAAAUAUGGUUGGACAGUCAAGAGCAAAACCAAUUUCAGCAAGCUCUCUCCGGUCUACCUCUUUGGAUACAUCUACCACUUUGAGCAAGAGGAGGAUGUGGAGCGUUUCCAGAAGGAUUUUGCUUCCCGCAUCUGGCUCACCUAUCGGCGAGAGUUUCAGCAACUGGAGGGCACUAUGUGGACCACAGACUGUGGCUGGGGCUGCAUGCUGCGCAGCGGCCAGAUGCUGCUGGCCCAGGGACUCCUCAUCCAUUUCCUUGGCAGAGGAUGGACCUGGCCAGACGCCUUACUCACCAGUGAUUUGGCAGAGAACGAACCCGAGAAAAGCGCCUCCUUUUCCUGCUCCAGCACCGCUCACCUGCAUCAGACCCCACCCCUCCCAGCUAAUAAGAGAAGGGCCCCCGUGGAGAGCUGGACCCCUCAGCAUACCUACAGCCCUGAUGAACUGGAGAAGGAGCACUGUCACCGGAAGAUUAUCUCAUGGUUUGCGGAUAGGCCGGAAGCACCUUUCGGGAUCCAUCACCUUGUUGAUCUUGGGCGCGGUUCAGGAAAGAAAGCUGGGGACUGGUACGGCCCUUCUAUCACUGCCCACAUUGUGAGGAAAGCAGUGGAUUGCUGUUCAGAAGCAGGAAGUCUGGUUGUUUAUGUGUCUCAGGACUGCACAGUAUACAAAGGUGAUGUCGCAAACCUGGCCAACAGGAGUGAAGAUAAGGCUGCGUGGGACCCCCGUGCAGACUGGAGUGCAGUCAUCAUCCUGAUACCCAUGCGGUUGGGUGGGGAGAACCUCAACCCUGCCUAUGUGGACUGCGUUAAGGAGCUUCUGAAGUUGGAUUUCUGCAUCGGGAUCAUUGGAGGAAAACCAAGGCACUCUCUCUAUUUCGUGGGAUAUCAAGAUGACUUCCUCUUGUACUUGGAUCCUCACUACUGUCAGCCCUUUGUGGACACCACCCAGGAGAAUUUUCCCCUGGAGUCCUUCCACUGCAACUUCCCUCGCAAAACGGCAUUCAGUAAAGUGGAUCCCAGCUGCGCUAUUGGAUUCUAUGCCCGUCACCGCAGAGAGUUUGAGCAGCUGUGCUUGAAGUUGACGCAGGUCCUGAACUCUGCAGCCGUCAAAGAGAAGUAUCCCAUGUUCUCAGUUGUGGAGGGUUGUUCCCAGACAUAUGGCUUGGAUGAACCGAGCACCCACUUCUCUCAGCAGACGUUGCAAACCCAACGGCUUAUCAAGCGGGACAGGGUGAAAAAACCUACUGCGGAAGAAUUUGUUGUCUUAUGAUUACUGAACAGGAAGCGUCAACAUCACUGACUUAUUUAUUAUUAUUUAUAUAGAGCCUUUAGGCUGGCUCCAUCCCUGUGCAGCUGAGAACGGGACUCCUGUGUCAUCUCUGAAGAUGACUCUGUUGCUGUAACCUCAUCAUGCUGCAAGUGAGAGGUCUUAGUUGCCACAAAUAGGCCACUGCUAGAAAAAAGUCGUCACACUGGAAUACUUAGCACUGAGAUUGGCUAUGCACAGCAAGAACAGAGACAUUAAAACUGGGGCAUGAAGACUGUGGGGGGUGAAGGGAAGACUUCUCAUAAGAUGGCUGUGAAUUUGUUUUAUAAAAAAUAAGUUUGUCUGCUCUGCUGACAUUCCAGUCCUGAACUUGGGAUCAAGCUAACCCUUUGACUUGCUGCUGUCUCUCAGAGUUAAAAUUCUUUGCUACCCUGAUUGCACUGUCACUUUUCUCCAUCAGCACUGUAUCUACUCACCAGACUUUCUAACCCAUCGCAGUGAUGCGGGAGGAACCAUGUCCUCUUUUCUGAGCAGGGGGAAAUCCAUAGUCACUUUAGUAAGGGAAGAAGAGCUUGCUUUUGAUGGGGCUUUUACCCUGUAGCUCAGGGUAACCUCCUUGGGAUGAAGGUGGCUCCCCCCCCCCCAAUUUUUAUUAUUCCCAAAGCACCUUUCUUCUCUUGCAUCAUCAAUUCAUCCUGUCACAAUCAAGGGAAGGCUACAGUAGUUCUCUAUACAGGCUCCUGCGGCAUGUUGACUGGACACACGGGGAGGGAGCAGGGCACAAGCGCAUUGGCCCUGCCCGUCCACCCCCACCAGAUUGCUGGGCAAUUGCAUAGUGUGAACAAAUGGAAGGAGUGUCUGUACACGUGCUGCAUCCCCGUAAUUGGGAAUUUUGUUUUCUAAAUGCUGCUGAUUAUGGGGAGGAAGUGUACACGCGGCACCAGGUUUACAAGCCGGUGAUCAGGCAGGGGCGGAACCAGCAGGCUCAAGCCCAAUCUCCCUCUUGCCAUGUUCGGCCAAUGCACGGAGGGUUCAUGUGUGAUCUUGGAAUCUGAGGAAGCAGGUUUGCAACUGAGUACUCUCAUCUGCCUCUUGUCAACGAUGCUCAACACAUUUUUAUUCAUAGGCAGCCAGACUUGCUCUGAAGAUUACUGUGUUGAUGACAAUUCAGAAACUUGCCAUAAAGGGUUGCUCCUCUUUAGUUCCCUUCAGAGGCAAAACCUUCUGGAUGCGUUUUAGUUAAUAAAUGAUCAAUUUGGUGCAUAA
Messenger RNA from Eublepharis macularius, 3171 nucleotides. It is a transcript of the gene ATG4D, whose product is annotated as autophagy related 4D cysteine peptidase. The record is from RefSeq and is a predicted model, not a curated record. Gene Ontology annotation, molecular function: protein-phosphatidylethanolamide deconjugating activity. NCBI's taxonomy places the organism in Eukaryota, Metazoa, Chordata, Lepidosauria, Squamata, Eublepharidae. The transcript has 11 exons. The coding region runs from base 424 to 1908 and encodes 494 amino acids.